AUGGGAGUCAACAGUUUGCUCAGAAAAAGGGAACGCUUUCUCCAGCCGCCGGUGAAAAGAGGGAAGCGCGCCCCGCCGCCAGGCUGCCUCCUCUCCCCCCCGCCCCAAACAAGCCCCCGGCGUCGAAAGCGCGGGUAUUGGCUGGCGGGGCGAGGCGAGAGGCGUGGCCGGAGGAGGGCGCGGCCGCGCGAGCCGGACCCCGGGGCCGCUGUCUGCCUCGCGCUCCGCGGCGCGCGCGCUCUCCGGCUCCGCAGGUCCGCCCGGCGCGAGGAGCCCGACGCCGGAGGCACCAUGCGAGGCUGCUGGGCGCUGGGGCUGGCGUGGCUGGCGCUGCUGGGCGCGGCAACAGGUGGCACAAAACCUUCUAUUAUCCCCACGACGUCAACUUUAGUUGUGAAUAGUGGGGAAGAAUUAAAGUUGUUGUGUAAUGAUGAUGGCCCGGUGACCUGGGAUUUUCAGAACACGGACCCAUCGGGAUUCCCAAAGAGUUCAAAAAAUAAGGAGCUAUACAUACCCAGUGCAAGAGCCAAAGACACAGGAACAUAUACGUGCAAAAACAGAGAGAGCUUGAACAGCUCCAUUUAUGUUUAUGUUAAAGACCCGCAGCACCUGUUCCUUUUCGAGUCUCUCGUCUUUGCGAAGGAAGAUGACGAUACGCUUAUUCCUUGCGCAGUGACUGAUCCAAGCGUUUUAAAUUUUACUUUGAAGAAAUGUCAUGGAACGCCUCUGCCUGAGAAUAUGGUGAUAGUUCCAGAUCUUCAGAAAGGGAUCGCAAUAAAAAAUGUGCAAAGGUCGUUUCAUGGCUGUUACCAGUGUGUGGCACUGCAAAAUGGAGUUGAGAGAACAUCGGAAUUCAUUUAUCUGUCUGUGAGAGCAGUUCACAAAUCCCUUCCAGUCAUCACCUUAUCCAAAGCAAACCAGCUUCUCAAAGAAGGUGAAGAAUUUAAAGUCACGUGUACAAUCAGGGAUGUAGAUAGCACUCUGCACGCUAAUUGGAUUUUUCAAGGCAAUGCGAAUGUUGCAAGGAAAAGCAAGAAUAUGGGGGAUUUUGAAUAUGAACGAAAAUUAACGUUGAGCAUCCGUUCAGUGGGAGUUAAUGAUUCUGGAGUGUUCCUGUGCCAAGGAAGAAACCAGUUUGGAACAUCCAAUGCCACUAUAACCUUGAAAGUAGUAGGUAAAGGAUAUGUCAUUUUAUCAUCUACAACGAACACGACGGUAACUGUCAACGAUGGAGAAAAUCUGGAUUUAACAGUGGAGUAUGAAGCAUAUCCAAAACCGGAAGAAGAAGUAUGGAUGUAUAUGAAUAAAACGCUGCAAAAUUCAUCUGACCAUUUUGUCCGCAUGACCAGCAUAGGCAAAAACAGGUAUUCCAGCGAACUUCACCUUACUCGACUAAAGGGAACAGAAGGAGGUGUUUACACAUUUUUGGUGUCUAAUUCAGAUGCCACCUCAUCUGUAGCAUUUAAUGUCUAUGUGAAGACCAAACCAGAGAUUCUGUCUUUGGACAGACUUAGCAAUGGCAUGUUCCACUGCGUAGCAGCUGGGUAUCCUGCACCUACAAUAGACUGGUACUUUUGCCCGCCAGCUGAGCCAAGAUGUUCAGAUUCGGCCAAAAUGUCUCCAGUGGAUGUGAAGCUCAAUUAUAGUGCUCCUCCCCUCCUUUCCUUUGGAAAUAUACUGGUUGAAAGCACCCUGGAUGCCAGCCCGUUCAAGAACAAUGGCACCAUCAAAUGUGAUGCUUCCAACGACUUUGCCAGCAGCUCGACUUUUUUCAACUUUGCAAUUAAAGAGCAAAUCAGUACCCACACCCUUUUCACUCCCUUGUUAAUUGGCUUUGGGGUAGCAGCAGGAAUCAUGUGCAUCACCGUUAUGGUUCUCAUGUACAAAUAUCUCCAGAAACCCAAGUAUGAAAUUCAGUGGAAAGUGGUUGACGAAAUAAAUGGAAACAACUAUGUUUACAUAGACCCUACACAGCUUCCGUAUGAUGACAAGUGGGAGUUUCCUAGAAACCGGCUAAGCUUGGGUAAAAUCCUUGGAGCUGGAGCUUUUGGGAAAGUCGUUGAAGCGACCGCCUACGGUUUGUCCAAACCAGAUGGGGCAAUCAGAGUUGCUGUAAAAAUGCUCAAACCCAGUGCCCAUUUCACUGAAAGAGAAGCCCUGAUGUCAGAACUAAAAGUGUUAAGUUACCUUGGCAACCAUAUUAACAUCGUGAAUCUGCUUGGAGCUUGCACUGUUGGAGGUCCCACUUUGGUCAUCACGGAAUACUGCUGCUAUGGUGACCUUUUGAAUUUUCUGAGAAGGAAACGUGAUUCCUUUAUUUUCCCAAAGCACGAAGAAACAGCUGUUUACAAGAACCUGCUUUAUCAAAAAGAACGCAUGUGUGAUGGCAUCAAUGAAUACAUGGACAUGAAGCCAGGAGUAUCUCAGAUCAUCCAUGCCAAAACAACCUCAAGACAUCCAGGGAGGCCAGGAUCAUUUGCUAAUCAGGACAUCACUGUUGCCAUUUUAGAAGAUGAUGAACUGGCUCUGGAUAUUGAAGAUCUGUUAAGUUUUUCUUACCAGGUUGCAACAGGCAUGAGAUUCCUUGCCGCUAAAAAUUGCAUUCAUAGGGACCUGGCAGCAAGGAACAUCCUCCUUACUCAUGGCCGCGUAACAAAAAUCUGUGACUUUGGCCUUGCAAGAGAUAUCAGGAAUGACUCAAAUUACGUGGUCAAAGGAAAUGCCCGGCUUCCUGUGAAGUGGAUGGCACCGGAAAGCAUUUUUGAGUGUGUGUAUACAUUUGAGAGUGACGUCUGGUCCUAUGGAAUACUGCUUUGGGAGCUGUUUUCGCUAGGAAGCAGCCCCUACCCUGGCAUGCCUGUGGAUUCCAAGUUCUAUAAAAGAAUUAAGGAAGGAUACAGAAUGUUCAGCCCAGAAUUUGCACCUGCUGAAAUGUAUGAGAUAAUGAAGAGUUGCUGGGAUGUGGAUCCUGUGAAGAGGCCAACCUUUAAGCAAAUCGUGCAGCUGAUCGAACAGCAGAUUUCAGAUACCACAAACCAUAGUUAUUCAAAUGUUACAAGUAACAUUUGCAGUCAAGGAAGUGGCACAGAUCACUCGGUGAGAAUUAACUCGGUGGGCAGCAGUGCUUCAUCCAAUCAGCCCCUACUUAUGCACGAGGAAGCUUGAAGACAGACUGCUAGCCUGGAUGGAGAAUCUACUGU
Euleptes europaea (tarantolino) is the source of this 3200-nucleotide messenger RNA. It is a transcript of the gene KIT, whose product is annotated as KIT proto-oncogene, receptor tyrosine kinase. NCBI's taxonomy places the organism in Eukaryota, Metazoa, Chordata, Lepidosauria, Squamata, Sphaerodactylidae. Gene Ontology annotation, molecular function: cytokine binding; ATP binding; transmembrane receptor protein tyrosine kinase activity. The transcript is spliced from 22 exons. Bases 1 to 3165 code for a protein of 1054 amino acids. Gene Ontology annotation, cellular component: signaling receptor complex. Gene Ontology annotation, biological process: Kit signaling pathway; multicellular organism development; positive regulation of MAP kinase activity. The record is from RefSeq and is a predicted model, not a curated record.